AUGCCUACCCCCAUCUCCACCGCCCCUAUGGCUUACAAACUAACCCUCCAGUUCUCCCCCUGGUCGUUAUCGUUCCCGCGCCUUUUCCUCUCCGCGCCCGCGUCACCACCCAUCACUCGCGACCCACCGCCGCUAUACCCCGUCUCUCCAGGAAGCUCAGAAAGUGACGACACCACCAGACCCUCCCAACACAUCCUCGGAACCUCCGAAGCUUUCGACACUGUCGGGCCCUUCCAGCGGGGCGACUACGACCCGUUCUUCGACAGAGCUGAUACGUACUCAGGUUACGAAAGCAGCGAAUACGCAGAGUCUUGUUAUAGCUAUGCAGAUAUAAGUGACGAGGUACUAUCUCUCCUCUACGCACGGAGUAGCUACGAAGUGGCCCCGCCAUCGCCGGGUGAGGAGUAUGGUGAUUUGUUAGAUUUUGAGACACCGCUGCCAGUCCCUCGUGUCCCUGCACGUCCCAGUACGAGUGGAAAUAGCGAGCAUGAGGAGAAUCUAUCUGAGUUGUUGGAUCUUGUGACGCCGUUGCCGGUUCCUCGUCCCAGCGUAACCCCUAGCGCGAGCAAGAGCUGGCACGGGUAUAAGCCCUUUGAGUAUCUGUAUCAAACCCCUACCCCUGGUCAAGGUUCCUGGAGCGACGAGAACAUCUACUCCCCACUGCAAGAGUACCACCUCGAGCUGCCUUCUCCAGCCUGUCUCUGGGAGUGGCGGUGGACUGUGAUCUCUAUUAUUACGUUUCUGGUGGGAUGGUGUGCGCUGGCGAUGGUUGAGCUCGAGUGGGAUUGGUAUUAUACAGUUUCGGGGGUGGCAUUAGUGGUGUUCGUGUUUGCAGCGAGUGGGAGGUUGCGGGUGUGGUGGGGUGUGAUGAGGCGGGGAUGGAAAUUGGCGUAUAUGGUGUUCGGGUGA
This is a messenger RNA of Morchella importuna, 909 nucleotides long. RefSeq lists its product as uncharacterized. NCBI's taxonomy places the organism in Eukaryota, Fungi, Ascomycota, Pezizomycetes, Pezizales, Morchellaceae. The record is from RefSeq and is a predicted model, not a curated record. The transcript has a single exon. Bases 1 to 909 code for a protein of 302 amino acids.